AUAACAUAACCUACCAUGUCAACUUUUUAUAUAGCUUCCUCGACUCAUAAAGGCUUCCUCCUCACUGGGGAGAGACACUUCACUUCUUGCUUCACUUUGGCUUCAAUGGCUAGACCAAAGCCUGAUCAGUUUCUUCUGGCUCUUUUGAUCUUCUUUAUCAGUACCUCUCUAUGUUUUUGUCAUGGCAUGUCAUGGCAGGUAUUUCAAGAGGAGGACGAUGGCAUGUCAUGGCUCAAUGAGGAGGACAAUGAAGUUGACAUAGUUCAAACUAGGCAUGAUCCAUCAAGGAGCUGCAACUUUGAAUCGGGCAAAUGGGUUUAUGACCAAUCCUAUCCUCUCUAUGAUUCUAACUGCCCUUAUCUUAGUACUGCAGUCACUUGUCAAAAAAAUGGAAGGCCUGAUUCAGACUAUGAGAAGUGGCGAUGGCAACCUCAUGGUUGCUCAAUUCCAAGGUUCGAUGCACUUAAGUUUCUUGGCAAAAUGAGAAGGAAAAGAAUAAUGUUGGUAGGUGAUUCUAUCAUGAGGAACCAGUGGGAAUCUCUUGUCUGCUUAGUACAAGGAGUAAUUCCAACUGGGCAUAAGAAGGUGACUUAUAAUGGUCCUUCCAUGGCCUUCCAUUCUUUGGAUUUUGAGACAUCGAUAGAGUUUACUUGGGCUCCACUGCUUGUGGAAUUGAAGAAAGAGGCUGGAAACAAGAGAAUCUUGCAUUUGGAUUUGAUAGAAGAGAACGCAAGAUAUUGGAGAAAUGUUGAUGUUCUGGUGUUUGAUUCAGCUCACUGGUGGACUCACUCCGAUCAGUGGAGCUCGUGGGACUACUACAUGGAGAAACAGACUCUCUUCCAAAGUAUGAAUCCGAUGGUUGCUUAUCAGAAAGGACUCACUACAUGGGCAAGAUGGAUAGACUUAAAUCUUGAUCCUCGAAAAACCAGAGUCAUUUUUAGAAGCAUGUCACCCAGGCAUAACCGGGGAAAUGGUUGGAAAUGCUAUAACCAAAGGCAGCCUUUAGCAUUUUCCAGUCACCAGCAUGUCCCUGAAUCCUUGGUAGUACUGAAAGAGGUGUUGAGAAAAAUGAGUUUCCCUGUGUAUUUGCAAGAUAUUACAGCAAUGUCAGCUCUGCGUAGAGACGGGCACCCUUCUGUCUAUAGAAGGGCAAUAAGCGAACAAGCAAGACAACACCCCGGCAGCCUUUCUUCUGACUGUAGCCAUUGGUGCCUUCCUGGGGUACCUGAUAUCUGGAAUGAGAUGUUGAGUGCACUGCUGUAAGUUCAGAAUAUGUAAGAGCGUGUAGAGUGAGUGUUCUGCUAAAUUAAUUAGGCUUUGUUUUGUCAUCUUAGAAUCUUUGAUGACUAGGCAGUCAUGGUUUGUGCUUUUGUUGCUGUAUCAUAUUGAUGUGAAAUGGAUAAUGGUAUGUUUGGCAUGUGACUUGCAGUUACUGAGAUACUAAUCGCUUGGUUGAUCUUCUUCUUGUCA
This is a messenger RNA of Populus euphratica (Euphrates poplar), 1470 nucleotides long. RefSeq names its product protein trichome birefringence-like 36. NCBI's taxonomy places the organism in Eukaryota, Viridiplantae, Streptophyta, Magnoliopsida, Malpighiales, Salicaceae. Gene Ontology annotation, molecular function: O-acetyltransferase activity. Gene Ontology annotation, cellular component: Golgi apparatus. The record is from RefSeq and is a predicted model, not a curated record. The transcript has 5 exons. Bases 16 to 1263 code for a protein of 415 amino acids.